Molecule: messenger RNA, 6362 nt
Organism: Corythoichthys intestinalis (scribbled pipefish)
Lineage: Eukaryota; Metazoa; Chordata; Actinopteri; Syngnathiformes; Syngnathidae
Gene: dolpp1
Product: dolichyldiphosphatase 1
Exons: 8
Coding region: 44-760 (238 amino acids)
Biological process (GO): lipid biosynthetic process; protein N-linked glycosylation
Cellular component (GO): endoplasmic reticulum membrane; intracellular membrane-bounded organelle
Molecular function (GO): dolichyldiphosphatase activity
Source: RefSeq, a predicted model, not a curated record
CCGCACAUCGUGCAUUGACACCCGGUGGUUGUGUCCGGGUAAGAUGGCGUUGGAAGAGCAGUGCUCGGCGCCACCCAGAUGGCGAUCCAUAUCGCUAACACACGUCGAGUUCGCCGAGGAUGACCUGACGGGACACCUGCUCGCCUACAUCAGCCUCUUGCCCAUCGCUAUUCUCGUAGGCUUUGUUACGCUUAUUGUGUUUAAGCGGGAACUGCACACGAUCUCCUUUUUCGGUGGGCUCACCCUUAACGAGGGCAUAAACUGGAUGCUCAAACACAUUCUUCGAGAGCCCCGCCCAUGCGCAGGGGCUCAUUCCAUGCUGAACACAGAUUAUGGGAUGCCGUCCAGUCACUCCCAGCUCAUCUGGUUCUUUGUUGUUUACUUCUUUCUUUUUCUUUAUUUAAGAAUGCAUCAGACGAACAACGCUCGGUGCGUGGACCUCCUAUGGCGACACAUAUUGUCCACCAUCCUGUUGGGCGUGGCCUUGGCCGUCUCGUACAGCAGGGUGUACCUACUGUACCACACGUGGAGCCAGGUGUUCUACGGUGGCGUGGCGGGCAGCGUCAUCGGUGUGCUCUGGUUCUUCAUCACACAGGAGCUGCUAACCCCUUUGUUCCCCAAAAUAGCGGCAUGGCCCGUCUCCGAAUACUUCCUGGUGCGCGACACCAGCCUGAUUCCCAACAUCUUGUGGUUCGAGUACACGGUGACGCGUUCGGAGGCCAGGAACAGACAACGAAAGCUCGGAACAAAACUCCAGUGAGCCACACACAUUUGACAUUUUACAGAAAAACACUGGAGGACUUCUGGACUCGAGUUGCCGAGUUGACAAAAAAGUGGGCAAGCGGUGGCGCCCCCUGCCGGCUGACACAUGCGUUACACACACCUACCGUCUUUGUACAGUUCGUCCGAGCAUGCCACGCCGUGCGAAAGGCCAACUAUUUCAACGAUAGAUUAAAUAUUUGAACUAACCACGCGUCAUGUGGCUUCCAAAACGGAGGAUUGGCUCCACCACAAAUUGUUACACGGUCAUUGCAGCAUGUUUUUGUCUGUUCAUAUCCUGACACAGGCCUGAUUUUUUUUUCUUAACCUCUCAGAAAUUUAUGGUAUGAGAGAGGGGAAAAAGCACUUUGUUUAAAAAAAAAAAAAAAAAAAAGAAGUCACAAAAAUGAAAAGCGUUCGUUCAGUGUUGAUUCAUUGGCUCCCAUUAAGUAAACUAAAUGAGUUAACAAACCUUACCACACCAAUUUCAAAAAGUCUGGCCAAAAAUAUUUUUUCUUUAAAUUCAAAACGUAAUUAUUUUAAGCCUCAUAAAGAUAUUAAAGUUGAAUAUUAAAAUCUAGUGUAGGGCAAUUUAUUAUUUUUGAUAAUUUCCACUUUAAUAUUAUAUAUACAGUGAGCAGCAGAAGUAUUUGCACCCCUUGUGAUUUUCCAUUUCACCCACGUAGAAAAUGGGUAGAGGUCUGAAAUCUCAAUCAUGGAUGCAUUUCCACGUAUAGAGACAUAGUCUAAACAAAUUCUGGAACUCACAUUGUAUGAUUUUUCAAUAAAUUUGUAAUUUACUGGGGUUCAUAAGUAUUUAUACCCCUGAGACAUAGACUUAAUAAUGAUAUUGACGGGGCGUGGGGCUGAAUAUUAGAGGGCCUAUCCCCCUCAAAGUUGACUGAGUGGAAACGCGGACAAAGAGCUUUUUACGUUGAAAAUUCGUGUGAAUAAAUGCUUAAAUCCCUGAAUUAUAAAUAUGGACGUAAAACAGUCAAUUCUUGGUUAAAAGCAAAAAAACCUGCAGUGAACAUUUAUUUUACGUAAAUAUGUCGGAGUACGAUGCUAGUCUGAUAGUCAAUGUGGCGGCCGCCUUACGUAAACAGAGCUUUUCUGGUGAAAAUUCUUGUGAAUAAAUGCUUAGAUCCCUGAAUUCUUUAUAGAUAUGGAUGUAAAACAGUCUCGAUUCUUUGUUAAAAGAGCAAAAAAACGGGCAGUUAGCAUUUAUUUCACGUAAAUAUGUCAAAGUAAGAUGCUAGUCUGAUAGUCAAUGUGGCGGCCGCCUUACGUAAACAGAGCUCUUCUGGUGAAAAUUCUUCAGAAUAAAUGCUUAUAUCCCUGAAUUCUUUAUAGAUAUGGACAUAAAACAGUCUCGAUUCUUGGUUAAAAGCAAAAAAAAAAGUGCAGUUAGCAUUCAUUUCACUUAAAUAUGUCAAAGUACAGAGCUUUUCUGGUGAAAAUUCUUGUGAAUAAAUGCUUAUAUCCCUGAAUUCUACUAGAUAUGGACGUAAAACAGUCUCGAUUAAUGGUUAAAAGCAAAAAAACAAACAAAAACGUGCAGUUAGCAUUUAUUUUACGUAAAUAUGUCAAAGUACAGAGCUUUUCUGGUGAAAAUUCUUGUGAAUAAAUGCCUAAAUCCCUGAAUUCUUAAUACAUAUGGACGUAAAAUCGUCUCGAUUCUUUGUUAAAAGAGAAAAAAAACAGACAGUUAGCAUUUAUUUACCUAAAUUUGUAGAAGUACGAUGCUAGUCUGAUAGUCGAUGUGGCGGCCGCCUCACGUAAACAGAGCUUUUCUGGUGAAAAUUCUUGUGAAUAAAUGCUUAUAUCCCUGAAUUCUACUAGAUAUGGACGUAAAACAGUCUCGAUUAAUGGUUAAAAGCAAAAAAACAAACAAAAACGUGCAGUUAGCAUUUAUUUUACGUAAAUAUGUCAAAGUACAGAGCUUUUCUGGUGAAAAUUCUUGUGAAUAAAUGCCUAAAUCCCUGAAUUCUUAAUACAUAUGGAAGUAAAAUCGUCUCGAUUCUUUGUUAAAAGAGAAAAAAAACGGACAGUUAGCAUUUAUUUACUAAAUUUGUAGAAGUACGAUGCUAGUCUGAUAGUCGAUGUGGCGGCCGCCUCACGUAAACAGAGCUUUUCUGGUGAAAUUUUUUGUGUCUCGAUUCUUGGUUGAAAGCAAAAAAAAUGUGCAGUUAGCAUUCGUUUCACUAAAUAUAUCAAAGUACAGAGCUUUUCUGCUAAAUUCUUGUGAAUAAAUGGAUAUGGACGUAAAACAGUCUCGAUUCUUGGUUAUAAGCAAAAAAAAGUGCAGUUAGCACUUAUUUUACCUAAAUAUGUCGAAGUACGAUGCUAGUCAAUGUGGCGGCGCCUUACGUUAACAGUUUUUCUGGAGAAAAUUCUUGUGAAUAAAUGCUUAAAUCCCUGAAUUCUUAAUAGAUAUGGACGUAAAACAGUCUCGAUUCUUGGUUAAAAGCAAAAAAAUGUGCAGUUAGCAUUUAUUUUACGUAAAUAUGUCGAAGAAUGAUGCUAGUCUGUUAGACAAUGUGGCAGCAUCCUUAGAACAAAGCUUUUUGGGUUCAAAAUUCUUAUGAAAAAAACAAAAAAUACAUUAAUUACCUUGAAUCCUCAAACAAAUCACUCCUGAGACAAUCCUUUCCUAUUUGUAUGCGGUACAGCUUUCGUAUCUUUUCAACCUAAAUCCGGCGUUGGAUCGCGGCAUGUGUUGCUGUGCCCGACUGCGAAUAACUGAAGCGGAUUGUGGGAUGGACUUGAAGGCUUGGUGCAGUGAAGGUGGAAUCUGACCCGUCAAUGUCGUUAUGAAGUCUAUGCCUUACUGCAAAUGAUAGAUCAUGAAAUAAACAUUUUCAUCUAACCAUACUCACUUAAUAACAAUCCAAUGUUACUGCACAAAUUUAUUAUAUGAAAUUAUUAGAGCUGAAACGAAUACUCGAGUAACUCGAGUUUAAAAACUGAUCCGAGUAAUUUUAUUCACCUCGAGUAAUGGUUUAUUUUGACCGCUCUAAGCAUCACGUUUUGCUUGGACUACUUUUAAUGCGGGACAACGCGCUGAUGUCACGUGCGGAGAGGAAGAAGGGAAAAAAAAAAAAAACUUACUGCAGCCAACAGCCGCUACAAACGACGCCGACGUUGCUAAAUACUAACCUGCACGAUGCUACGUUGGUUGCAGGUAGCGUCUGAUGCGUCUCAUAGAGACCGCAUGUAUGUUGAACUAGAUGCUAAAUGACAGACUCGGCCUCUUCUGGGCAGCGUUAGUAAACAGCCGCCAUCUUAAAGCAGUAGAGCGCUAAGCGCUAAUAACGAGCGCUAAGCGCUAAUAAAUAAUAUUAACGCUACUGUCACUACUAGCUCACGUAACGUUCGCCCUGCGGAGGGCUAGGUUUCUAUUAAUUAUGACCACUGUUGAUGCGUGACUAACGUGUCUUACAUACAGGUUUUAACAUAACAUAGCAUUGUGGAGUGAUGAGGGUGUAAAAUAAAAACUUAAUAAUGCUAACUAUCAAUUUUAGCUCAGUAGUCAUUGCUGGAUAAAACGCCAAGUAGCACUGGUCCCUAAUGUGCUCCAAUACAGCCUGUAUCAUACAUUUAUUUUGAACACUGCAAAAACUCAAAAUCCUAUCAGGACUUACAGUUUAGACUAACUUAAAACUUAACUACAACUUAAAAAUGGCUUGACACAAAUAGAAAUUCAAUUGAAACACGUGGGAAAAAAUCCUAACUUUUAAGUGAUGUGUGUUAUCAAGCGUAACGGCAUUUUAAGGUAAGAUAUACACUAUAUAAAUUUUUUUUUCAAUAAGAUCUAAAAGUUUUUUGAGUGAAAGCAGUGAAUUUGUCUUUUUUUUUUUAUUCUAGUUACAUCUCAGAUGCAAAUGGCUGUUUUCAACAAUAUACAUCGAAAAUAAAGACAUUGAUUGACUGAAAAUGGUUCUAGAUGAAAUGUCUUGUUUUCUCAUGUAUAUUUAUAAUUGCUCUUCACCUAAAAAUAUACUUGUUUUAUCCGAUUACUCGAUUAAUCGAUAGAAUUUUCAGUCGAUUACUCGAUUACUAAAAUAUUUGAUAGCUGCAGCCCUAGAAAUUAUACAUCUCAAGAAUCGUAAACGAUACAUGUACCUGGCAACUAAAAGUCUGCAAUAGUCAAUUUAUAUUCAGUUUUAAUACAUUUAUGAGGCUUAAAAUCAAAGCAUUUCAGGUUGUUCAGGGGGAAAGAACAGGCACACAUCUCGGAUGUUGCUAACUUUUAAAGAAAAGUGUAAAUAUUUGUAUAAGAAAUAGUUCGUGAUCAUCAAUUUAAAGCAACCCUAAAAAAUAUAAACAGUAAACCCCUAUAUCAACAAUCUAAAAAUUGGCGAUGCUUAAAAAUUAUUGGAGGAAAAAAAAAGAACCGCAUUGUUUUUCUGUGUGCGUUUAUGUGAAGGGCUAAUAUUAAUUAGUGUACUCAUCAGGUAUAUUUGGAGAAGAAUUAUGUUUCGUUUGUGGGAACUCUGUUGAAAUGAUUGUCAUUGGCUUACGGGAGGCUACUCGAUGCCAAUGACUGUGAAGGAUGUCGAAUCCUUUUGGACUGGAUUAUUCGCUGCCAGCCCCUUUCAGAUUAAGUACAGUGGUAUGAAAAAGUAUCUGAACCUUUUGGAAUUUCUCACAUUUUUCUAUAAAAUCACCAUCAAAUGUGAUCUGAUCUUUGUCAAAAUCACACAGAUGUAAAAACAGUGUCUGCUUUAACUAAAACCACCCAAACAUUUAUCGGUUUUCAUAUUUAAAUGAGGAUAGCAUGAAAACAAUGACAGAAGGGGGGGAAAAAUAACUGAACCCUGCCUAAAGAGACUUAAAGAGCAAUUGAAACCAAUUUUUACCAACCAAUUUAAGUCAGGUGUGUGCCCAAUCACUUAUGAGUGGUUUAAAGCUGCCCUGCCCACUAUAAAACACACACCUGGUAAGAACUAGGCGUGUGCCAAUAUAUCGAAAUGGGGAUAUAUCGUGAGACCUUGUAUCCCUGCCAAGAGUCGAUGUAUCGUUGGGGCGCUUACAGCUUGACUACCAUUGGCGCCCAAUUCGUUUGAAGUGAAGGGAUCUUAGCACAAACGGAUUGGACGUCUACUCGUGUUAAACUCAUUCCAAUCCACAGCAGGAGGAUGAAAAUACCCUUUUUUUCUUUUUAUUAGUUGUUUUGUAGAAUGAUAUCCUGUCCAAUGUAUCGAUAAUUGUUGUAUCGCCAUAUCGUGAGAUCAUCGUUAUCGUGGGCUUUGUAUCGUAUAUCAUAUCGUAUGGUGAGUUACCAAGAGGUUCCCACCCCUACUGGGAAUGUUCGUUCAUUUGAAACCAGGGCAUUUAGUCAUUCUGUUCGAUUUUCAGGGCAUUUACAAGUCACUUGCUGUUCAUUUUAGGGCAUUUACAGGUCAUUUCCUGUUGAGUUCGAGUCACUGCCUAUUCAUUUGAGUGAUUCCCAGGUCAGUUUUUGUUCCGUCACUCAAAAUAAACAGGAGGUGACCCAUAAAAUACCCCAAAAUCAACAGACGGUAACUGAAAAUCAACAGAUAAAUGACCUUGAAUGGCCCAAAAUGAUGUCAUUGCCUGAGAUUGGCUACCACUGACGC